UGGGAACAACAGUGCCUAAAAAUUAGGUUCGUUGUGAAGAUGAAGUGCAGCUGUGCACACAGACGGUGCUCACCAGGUUUUAGCUCAUAGCCUGGCAUACAGAUGGUGCUCAACAAGGGCCGUCGGUGCCCAGGACGUUCACAUACUCCGCUUCAGGCGGGUGUCUGAGUUAGCCGAAGAGCAUCACAUCUAUUUCCUGCUUUCAGGAGCAACUCAUUUAACAGAGACAUUAGCAGUGUGCCCCAGCCAGACAGCUUAAGCUCAACCCAUUUAUCAUCAAGUUGAAAACUAAGAGAUUGAUGGUAUUCACUCUGUACCCCAUGGUUCUGGGAUGAUACGGCCCGAGAGCCAAUGAUCACAAUGAAAGAAUGAACCGACUUUGCUCGGCUCUCCCAGGGCUGCCUGUGCACCACUGUGAGCCAUCCCCGCAGCCGAGGUAGGGUGCUAAGCUGCCAGGGGACUGCAGCAGAGGGCGAACAGCCUGAGUGGUGCCCUCAGCUCCUGAGCCUGCUAAGAAAAUAAAGACCUAGUCUCCCAACACGGCACCUUCUCCUGCUGCUCGCAGGGUGGGCCCCCUGCACCGCCGGCUGAUGCCCUGGAGGCUGCCCAGGCCCUGGGGAGCACCGUUGACAAGCCAGGGGGCAUGGCCCACAUGUGCAGCCUAUUAACUUCUUCCUCUCUUUCCUCUGGACCAGAUGAUAAGCCCUUCCUCCCUGUCCUGCCUCCUCCUCCUGCAGCUGGGCACCUGCUUCCCUCAACUGGGCAGAGAAGAGCCCACAGAUGCCACGGGUGGUAUCGGGGGCCAAGGGAGCGGGCCCAGCCAGGCUGGGGGCCACCAAAUCCGCCUCCCGAGGGGCUCCUCUCAGUGGCUGAGAGCGCCACACCCACAGGCCCUGCUUGUCAUGGCCAAGGAGCUGCAGAUGUCGGACCGAGAGCGUGCCGGCUUCAGGUUCCGGUUCGGGAGGCAGGAUGAUGACGGCAGCGAGGCCACUGGCUUCCUCCCAGCUGAUGGCGAGGCUGGCGGCCCGCUGGGGACCCUGGCUGAGGAGCUUAACGGCUACAGCAGGAAGAAAGGUGGCUUCAGCUUCCGCUUCGGCCGGCGGUGAAGAGGCCGGGGCGCCUUGAAAAGCUUCUCUCCUCGAUCCCACCCCCACCAUUUUCCACUCCAUUCUUCUCAAGCCUCAGAGACCAGGCCACUGAGACAGCAUGGGUGUUAUAAUGAAUUAUCAGCAGUAGGACUGG
Manis pentadactyla (Chinese pangolin) is the source of this 1242-nucleotide messenger RNA. RefSeq names its product pyroglutamylated RFamide peptide (gene QRFP). Lineage: Eukaryota; Metazoa; Chordata; Mammalia; Pholidota; Manidae. The transcript has a single exon. Gene Ontology annotation, molecular function: orexigenic neuropeptide QRFP receptor binding. Bases 696 to 1106 code for a protein of 136 amino acids. The record is from RefSeq and is a predicted model, not a curated record.